AUGAGCAUUGGUGGCAUCUCAGCUGAAUUCAGAAUGAGGAGAAGUAGACGUUUAGCAGCGAAAAAAUCGUCCAAAUUUUUGGAAACCGAAGGUAGUAGCCAAGAAGAAGGUUCAGAUUUAAAGAAUGACAACGAGAAAACUUUGUUCUCGAAAGGUCACGACUUCGUUAUUGAUAAAACUCCAUCAAAACUUGUUACUGGUACUACAGACGACCACGUGGAGAACAUUUCUCGAAGUGGUGUUAUUGUAAACAAUGUUGCUGCUGAUGAUGAGCUUUCCAGUAAUGACAGCGAUGAUGAAGAAGAUGGAAAUGAUGAAGAUGUCAACAAUCUUUUGAAUUUAAGAAUAACGAGUUCCCAAGAAGAUGAAGGAAAGGGAGAGGACUUUAUUAGCCUUUCAGAUGAUAAAUCCAAAACAAGAGAGGAAAAAAAGAUUAAGGAAAGGGAAAAAAAGAAAGGAAAAGAGUAAGUUUUGAGACUUUCAGAAAAAAUAACUACAAAGUGUGGUGAAUCUUUAUUCACCUCUCUUAGAAUGAGUGUUAUAUUAUGCUUAAACAAGAGGAGCAAAAACAAUGGCUGCUUUUAUGCUAGAGAGCAUUUAAUGUCUGAGAUGUUGAAGUUGAUUGAUGUAAAACUGAGACGCAUAAAUGUGGAUGACAACGGUGAAAAAAAAAACAAAAAAAAAAAAACAGGUUAUUCUCAAAAAAGACAAAACACUGACUCUUCCCAGUUAUUUCUGGAGGAAUUGGGCAUAGGUGAAUCCCAGUUUACAGUAUCCCCCUUUUUUACUAGAUGCAUUUAACAUCUGAGUUGUUAAAGUCAUCUGUUGAGUGUGUCUCAACAAUGUUUUUAAAAGGAGACUUAAAAGUCGUCAGGCAUUAAAUGCCCCUAUUGUAUUUACUGUCUUUAUACUAGACGAUGACUUUAACGUCUCAGUCGACUAAAAUGUCUCUAGCAAAAAACAGCCAUUGGGUCUAUUUAUCCUUGAGUUAAGAGAUGGAUGAUUAUCCAUAUACAUUAAUUCUCUGUGUGGACUCUUUUGGUACAAAAACAUGACAAUGAAACCCACUGAUAAUUUGCCUUGUCAUUUGUCUAUGUGUUAUAAAUCCAAGCAAACAGAUGGAUUAUCCAUCCUGAAUAAUAAUAAUAAUAAUAAUAAUAAUAAUAAUGAUAAUGAUGAUAAUAAUAACAGUAAUAAUAAAUAUCCUCUUGGGAUUAUAUAUAAGGACAAACUAAACAUAUUGUUUAUUCAGACAGAUAGUGUCUGUCGGCUCCCUCCAUUUUUCUAAUGGACUGCUGACAUACAGUGACUCAAAUUUCCUGACUUUGUUAGCAACCUGCUCGGUUAUUUGAGACAGAAAUUUCCACCUUUUUUGGCAUAUCCUGCAACAUCUUUUUUAACUGUCAUUGAGUUAGACAACUAUCAACAUCCACACCAUCAUGAGAUAGCAUUGAAAAUCUGUACUAGGGUUCACUCUCUGGACUCUCACUAGAACGUAAGUGAAACAAGACUUACUCAUGCUUGUUUUUGGUUAAUUUUGUGGCCAGUUAAUCUACUAAGGAUCCUUUAAAGAUGGAUUUCAUGGUAUACUGAUGCCUUGGUAGCUAAGAAUUUUUAUUAUUGUAACCCAGGGCUCGAACUUGGCGGUGGUCUACUAGCCAAAUACCAGUAGAUUUUGAUUUUUGGCCAGUGGAUUUAGCUCACUUACUAGCCAUCUUGGCUAGUUAAUUUUUGCCCCUGUAAACAACAUAAGCCUUGAAAUGUUUUCAACAUUUUCCCAGUUGAUCCGCACCUUCUAGUAACCUCCUAUUUCAUUCCCCCAUUAACAACUGGCAUGAAUAAAAGAAAGAAAAGUAAUUCUACAUAAGAAUAAUAUUCGUUAAUUCGGUUUUCAGUUUCGCGUUUAUUCGCUGCCAUCUUGAAAUUUUGUACAACCAGGGAGCAUGGGCCAAGCCGUACCUAUGAUGCAAAGCUAGCCAAAAAAGCAAAUGUCCGCCAUCUUGAAAUGCAAAUCUACGAUCACGGUCCACGCGUGAUUGUCAUCGAUAUGCAGUUUUUAUUAACGUUUGAUAACAACAGGAUUUUUGACAUUUUUAUUUUAUUUUAUGCUGUACAGAAGUGCCUAGACUAGUAGAAACACGUUUAUGGCUAGUAAAGCCUGAGCAUGUACUAGCCAUUUGACUAUUAAGUUCAAAAGUUAAGUUCGAGCCCUGGUAACCCAAAUCUCAUUCUUUGAUGAUUGUUUUUUAAAGGGCACAUCACCCCAAAUUUGACAAAAUUUUGAUGAAUUCUACAUGCUUUCGCCUUUAAAGCUCUGUACUAUUGGAGGGAAUCAGUUAAAACUAGUGGACUCGAUGCUAGGUUAAAGAUAACAAAAUUUGCCCAUUUGAACAGCUUUGGUCACAAGGCUGUGUAGAUAGUUCCCUGGGUUGAGUAAAACAACGACAUAUUUUGAGGCAUUGUUCUUAGCUGUGCUUCACUCUGUUGUAGCUUCUGUCUUAAUUCCUCUUCAACUGCUAUCAUCCUAUUGUCCUCUUGGAUAAACUGUUGACCCGCCAAAGGCUCAUAAGGAAUAAUAUUAGAACAUCUUCAUCUCCAGCCUCUCCACUCGCUUACGUAGUUGAUUACUAAUUGACUUCCUCGUGGAAGUUUUGUUGGAUAUUUGGUGCAAACCUGAGAAUGACAUUCCAUUCUGAGUUGUCAGAAUUGAUACUUGACAUGCUUUUUGUGUGAGUCAUCUUAUUUAGAUAAGAAGAUGGUGGUUCAACUGAGACUAAGCAAUACAGCAGCAAUGUGAAUGACAAAAAAAUGAUAGCUGGUUUGGAUUAGGAAAACAAUAGUUAUUCAUGUGCAUUCAGCAUUUUUGUACAUUUCCUUGUCGUCGUGGCAUAACCAGGAUAAGAAACUUCCUAAUUUCACCUUUUGUGGAGGACAUAAACACAAGACUUGAAAUGAUUUUCUAAUUCUUUUUUUAAAUCUAGCUAUACAUGUACAGUCCUCUAGAACAUAACUCCAGAAAAAUUCACCAGCAUUUGACAAAUUGAAUGACAGAGGAAAAGAACGAUGAGUAUUGAAACAGAGUGGAUUUACUUUUUAAGAGACCCAGUCCCACAUGAUGUUGAACUCUGACCAGCAUGCUGGGCGUAAGGAGAUUAAUCCCUCAACUCUCGCCCCAGCCAAAAAUAUCAUGGCCCAAGAUGUUAAUUCUACGUAUUUAAAAAGUGAAAAAAACCCUGAGAUUUAUCUAAAGUCAAAAACAAUCUGCAACAUCAUUCAUUACAAGUGUGCUAUAUUUAUUCUAUUCUUGAACAUGCUGUUUUAGUCUUGAUAUUUGUUUCUUACAAGAAUGGAACAUCAAGAUCCAAGCUUCAGAUUUAGACUUAAAAGAGUUUCCAGUAAAAGACGCUGUUUGCGGAACAUUUCUUUCUGUCAGCUCUUCCUGUUGCCUGUACACUGUUGACUUUCUAUUUGCUUAUUCUAGCUUCAUAGAACUCUCAUCAGAGCUUCAAGUGAACAUCAAUACAGAUGAUUUAUAUUUCAAGUUUGACAAAAAGAACUUCAAACCUGUCUCAUUUAGCAAAAGCUUUGGUGACUUUGCCUUCAAGGAUAAAGAGGUAAACAUAAUAUAUUUUAUUCUACUAGUUACACAGCGAAAUUUUGUGUUAACAAGUUAACCUGCUUUUAGUUCCUCACUUUGAGACUAACCAUUAAUUUUGCAGUUCAUCAAAAAGUUACAUCCAUCAUUAAAAACAAAUGGCCAGGAGAUUUAAAAAAAAAUAUUGUUAAUUUCGUCUGUUUUCUUUCAGCUUAUGAAGCGAAGCGUACUAACAAGUGACUUUGAAAAGCGGCAUUCUGUACCCCCCAUGCAUGUUCCACAGCAAGCAAUCAGAAAACAAAAGAAGGUAGGAUCAGGAUUAUUCUAUUAUGUUAAUCUAUGUUUAUAUCACUAAGAUGGCUCAACACAGUUUAAUACAGACUGUAGGUUGUGGAUGGUUGAGUACCAUAAAGUCCAUUCAUUGGGGUGUUGUAUUUCAGACUUGUUGUCAGGUAUUUGACUCAAGUUUGGCAUGUACAAAAUACAUGUAUUAGGUUAUUACACUUUUUAGGGUUGAACGUAAGAUUUCAAUAAUUAUUGUUCCCAUGACAACAUGGAUGUUUGAAAACAGGAGUAAAAUUUUAGGUUUACAUUAUUGUUAGGUUAUGCACAGCUUACAUUUAGUAAGCUUCAUUUUUUAAAAACAACUUAACCAAAUUGUAUCAAACAGUUUUGAAAUUUGUUAGAAAAUAGCUUUCAUGAGAAGCUUGAUUGUGUCAUGAAACUCCUUUUUUCAACUUUUAUUUUAGGGCUUUUAUUGACUGAAGUGUUAUAUGGACAGGAUUCGUUCCAAAAUUUGUCAAAUUGUUAUGAGCAGAUUUAUAGAUAGUUUUGUUUCUUUACAUUGCCUUUGAAAGUCAACAGAGCAAGCACCCUGACCUUGCUUCCUAUUGAGUAUGCAUGCUCAACAUUUGAGAUGUGGUUAGAUCAUGCAAUAUGUCAAGGGCAGUAAAUUGCUACUGGCAGCUUCUGGACAUUUUUCACAGCUUGUCCUAGCACUUUUAACAGUUUAUUAGCUGCAUAUAUUUUAUGGUAAAGAUGUUAAAAUGUACUCUAAAGGGAUAAAGCAUUUCUAGAGAAACUUUGUUCAGCCACUCAACCCUUUAGGUUCCAAGAGUGACCAACAUCAAUUUUCUCCCAACAACAUCAGCAGAUCAUCAAGAGUAAAGGUUAUGAGAAUAACUAAAUUGAUUACCAAAGGGAGAAGGCUUUGAUCUUAAACCAAAUUCUCUCAACUGUUCUUAAAAGAAAUGUAUGGAGAUCAGUCUGGAGAAUUUGUAUGUGGAUCUUAAGGGGGUGCUGAACGGAAAGAAUUAUAGUACAAUACUGCCAGUAGUGUUCAUGCACCAGACCUCCAGAUUCUGAUGUCAAACAAUAGAUAAUGCCAUGUGGAAUACAUUGUUGAACUUUGCCAAUUAAGAACGUUGAUAGCCUCUAUUUUGCUCAAGAAAUUUUAACUUUUUUUAUUUAAACAAUGAUAGCAAGAGAAUUCUGAAUUCACUGAUUGUAGGACAAAAAAAAAUUAAGGGCAAACCCUACAACUGUAUAUUCAGAAUCUGUGUGAUUUUGAAUUUGCUAGAAAACCAGAGGAGAGACAGCAGGACCAAUGUGGUAUAACUUACCAGCAACUCAGAUGACUCCAGAAAUAGAACAGGAUAUGAAGAUAAUGAAGAUGAGAAAUAUCCUGGACAGAAAACGACAUUAUAAGAAGAAUGACUCCUCAGCACUUCCCAAGUACUUCCAGGUGGGUUGCAUUCAAAAGAUAAUUGGGAGGGGAGGGAGGAGGAAUUUUUGAGAAAGCUUAGAAGAUUUUCAAAGCGACCCCCCAAUUCAAUCCUCGCUUUUUAGAAAUGAUCCCCAUAAACUUUACUUCAGUUGUGAAAGGGACCACCCACCCAAUUGCCAUGGAAACUAGGAAUACUCUAGCUACAAAUAGUGCCGAAGUUCAUCACAUACUUUAUCUACAGUAGUUAUGUAAGACCGAUGUUUACUAUUUAUGGCUGUUAAUGCUACGUUCGAUUUCAAUUCUCGCUUGUUUCCGCCUUGACCUACUUUCAUGAAAUUGAUUUUAGAUGACCCCCAGGUAAUAUCCCCCCAACCCAACCCUUCAAGGUUUUGAAAAUGACCUCCCAGCAAAAUGGCCGGUCUCCCCUCAUAACUAAUAAACAACCAGCCCUUGGGCUGUUCUGGUAACUAACCUUUUCACUCCCACGGCACAAAUCAUAUCAAAUUCAAGGAAACAAUCAAACUCCAUUUUGUGAUUUUUGAAAUACAAUACCGUAUGAAAGUACUAUAGAAGAGGUGUCAAUGAAUUUGAAUGGUUACACCAUAGGAUUUCAGUAAGUUAGAACUACCUGAUAUCCCUCUUUUUACAAUAACCGAGCAAUUUUUGGCGCACAUAUUGGAAUCAAAUUAAACUCUGAAAUAAUGGUUCAGUUUUAAUAAAAAUUAUUCUACUACUAUACCUCAGGUGAAGUGUAAGAUUUUGACUUUCCAUGGUGAAGAUUCUGAUGGAAAUGAAUAUUAUUGCAACUUGAAAAACUUGGGACAACUUUUUAAAGUUAAACACUUGUGUCAUUGAAAAAUGACCAAAAAUCGACCAGGCUUUGUUUUCCCUGUCUUUGAAUCAUUACUUGAUAUCUUUCUGUGCUUAAUGUGGAUCAGGAUAGAUGUAAUUAAGUUACUAUAAAACUCCUCCCUAAGGUUCAGUGUACAAUGUAUCAAGGUGACAUAUUAUUUGUCCUAGUUAAGUAGUUGCCUCCAUUUGUGGCCAUGGUGCAACAUGACACAAAACAAAACACAAUGUUUGUUUACCAAAGACACGGACAAACCGCGAACCUGCGUAGUUGUUGUUUUUGUUUCCUUUCAGCUAAGCUGGGGGAGUAUACGAGAUGCACGAGAAAAAGAACAAAUAAACGAGUUUGAGACAAGGACCCUAAUAAUUUUUUUGGUCCUUCUUGCCCAUAGUCCUCUACACAGCCGUUUUUUGUGCUGUCACGCAAUGCUGCCUUCUUGUGGGAAGGAACCUGCGCGACGUCCCUAAAAGCAGCUGCCAAGGAGACUAUCUUGCCCAAUACCCUCGAAAGUCUCUUGUGCUCACUCCAUUUGGCUUAAAGGGAAUGGAAAGGGCCAUUACACAGGCUAGUGCACCGGCCAGUUCAGGGUUUGGGUGGACGGUAAAUGAAAUUUGGCCUGGUAACUUUUGCUCGAGAACCACGCACAAGUCAGUCCCUUUUACUUACAAAUGGCCACAAAAACCUGAAACUGGUACAAAACAAUUGUUUUCAGUGAAGAAAUCGGACACAAAUUUACCAUUUGGAACAUUUUGUCUGGGAAAAAAGGACUACCUCUUCAACGUUCAGUUACUCUGGGAAGGUUGCAGUAAUGUUAAUUUUCAGAAACUUUUUGUAAAUGGUAAACCAACACGUACCAGUGCAGUUAAAUUGGUACUCUGUGGUGAUGACAUAAAUUGUAGUUUUCAGUGUGUGAAUAUUUUUUCUUUAAUUUUUAGAUUGGCAUGGUAGUUGAGGGAUCUGCAGAUUACUAUUCCUCCCGUAUCCCUAAACGUCAACGGAAGAAUAACGUUAUUGAUGAACUGCUGUCUGACGCUGAAUUUAGGAGGUAUGCAUUGUUCAGGUCACAAGUUUGUGUUAGAAGCUGUAUUAAGAUUCUUUUUGUUUACAAGAAGCCUGAUCAUAAUAUGGGCAUGAAAUGUCUCACAACAUAUGUUCAUUAUUACCUCUUUCGAUAGUGUACAAGAUAUUUUAAUUUGCCGUUUUCACAGUUAAAUGGAGAAGCAACUACCUUUCCAGAACACGUUCUGUUUUUCCUGAAAAUUGAUCCGCCAAGCAAAUGAGAUGCUGAAAAUAUAAACACAUAAGCCAAAAUCUGUCACUCGAGCUGAAAAUCCCGGCCCUUGACAUAAAAAGGGGCUUUAAUAGUUUCCUCAAAAUGAAUUAGUUUUGUGCACAAUUUUUAAUGGUUUAUGGGGAUAGUAGCUGUGCAAACUGACUACAAUUUUAACAGAAAGGAUAGCAUAUCAUGUGAUUUUAAAACAAGAGAGUUAGACCAGUGUAACUUUAUUUUUUUUUCAGUUGCGAUAAGAAAUGCAAAUUACUUUGGAUUUUUAAAGCUCUUUAAGGAAAUCCAAUUUUAGUUUUAAAUCAAAGUUCCUCAUCACUUUUAUUUUAGGAAGGCUUUUCAGAGGGGUUGAAGGGCUAACUUCGCACCUGCAUUUUUGUUUUUACAAAAUGUGUUCUUUAAAACCGUUAUGAUAACAAUUGUACGAGUAAUCUUAUUAAUUUUGUCUUCAACAGAUAUAACAAGAAAAAGUACCUAGAAAUACAAGCUGCAAAACAGAGUGGAAAGAAAGGAUUUUACAAAAAGAAGAUGAACAAAAGAAAGGCAACUUGGCUAAGAUCGUGA
Messenger RNA from Porites lobata, 8020 nucleotides. The record is from the annotation of a GenBank genome assembly. NCBI's taxonomy places the organism in Eukaryota, Metazoa, Cnidaria, Anthozoa, Scleractinia, Poritidae.